Aspergillus saccharolyticus JOP 1030-1 is the source of this 1944-nucleotide messenger RNA. Its product is annotated as putative Rho GTPase activator (Bem2). The coding region runs from base 1 to 1944 and encodes 647 amino acids. Gene Ontology annotation, biological process: signal transduction; regulation of GTPase activity. The record is from RefSeq and is a predicted model, not a curated record. The transcript is spliced from 4 exons. Lineage: Eukaryota; Fungi; Ascomycota; Eurotiomycetes; Eurotiales; Aspergillaceae. Gene Ontology annotation, cellular component: cytoplasm.
AUGCCGUCGAGGCAGUCCACUGUUCCCAAUUUAGAUCUUAGCCCUUCCACCCUGCAGGGAAAUGCGAAGAUCUCGUCUCCACUGACGCCCGGCGCCCAAAGCUCCGACGGACCGAGUCCCCUGACACCCCAUUCUCCCAAGUCUUCAUCGAGCUCGCCAUUUUUCAAGGGGGCAACAAUCAGACCUGUCACACAAGAGUCCAACAACCACAACAAACCUAACAGCCCUACGUCUACCGGUUCUGCUUCUGCGGAACCUGCUACUCCGGGCCUGACAGCCAUUCCUCAGUAUCCUCCCUCUCCGAGGGAUUCUCCUAAGCAUACUCGAGACCCUUCUCGCUCUUUCUUCGCCAAUCUCAAGGCGCCGAAGGUGUCGCAUAGGGCUCAGAGGUCAGACGGUUCCGGUGAUUCGGGGAGCAAUCCAAAGAGCCGCGGUAGCUCUAGGGAUCGCAAAACGCAGAUUUCGUCGAAACAGUACGAAUCAACCCCUGACCUGCCAGGCACCAUUGAGCGCGUGGCUCAACAAGAACGUGGUGAUCUCCCAGAGGAGAAGAAGCUACAGCCCAUAGACUCGAAGAAGAUCUCCACAGAGGCAGAACUUGCCAGCGCCGCUCGAAAGAAUAAACCGCGAUUUGCCAAUUUACUCUCCCGUUCCCGUUCGAUCAGGUUAGACGAAUCUUCUAUGAACAGAAUAGCGAAUAGACGACCAUCAACCAGUCUCAUGAGGUUGGAAGAGUGCAGUAAGCGGGAGGCUCAGGAGCUGUCCAAGACAUCACGUCAUGAUCGUGGUAUAAGGACUGCUGGCAAUCCUACAGUACGCAGUAACACUUCCGACCGAUCUACAGAAUACAACAACGGCUCCGUCCGCAGCAACAAGACCUAUGGCGGAUCCAUGGUUCCGUCUGCAUCACUAAGUCAAGUUUCUGGCGCAUCAGCUACACUUUUCAAUAAUCUGAAACAAUCAUCCAGCGGUGCAGCUGAUCGCAUUGGAAAAGCCGGGAAAGGAUUCUUUGGGAAAAUCACUCGCAGCGGCAGCACCAAUGAACGUGAGCUAUUCAACGAUGACAAUUACAUCUGCUCCGUGAUCAACUUACCCUUGAUACAACAAGCGCGUCGGACCCGAAUAGCGAAGAGGCUUGAAGACUGUCGGGAUAAGACUGAAUUCUGGAUGCCCGCUUUACCCUAUCGCUGCAUCGAUUAUCUCAACUUCAAGGGCUGCGAGGAAGAAGGGCUAUAUCGUGUCCCGGGUAGCGGUAAGGAAGUGAAGCACUGGCAAAGGAGAUUUGAUACAGAGUACGAUAUCAACCUUUUUGAUGAACCGGAUUUAUACGACAUUAACACGAUCGGGUCUAUGUUCAAGGCUUGGCUCCGUGAGCUACCUGAUGAGCUGUUCCCGAAAGAGACCCAGGCUAUGAUUGCUGAGAAGUGUGAGGGCGCAACAACUGCUCCGCAAUUGCUGAAGGAUGAGCUCUCCAAACUCCCGCCUUAUAACUAUUACCUUCUCUUCGCAAUUACCUGUCACUUAAACCUGCUCCAUUCUUAUGUCGAGCAGAACAAGAUGGACUAUCGGAACCUCUGCAUCUGCUUCCAGCCAUGCAUGAAGAUCGAUGCUUUCUGUUUCAAUUUCCUUGUUUGCGAUUGGAAGAAUUGCUGGCAGGGCUGCUGGACAGAGAAGGAGUACCUCCAACUUGAAAAAGAUUUGGAUGAAAAAGAACACUUCGCUUCCACUCAAGAUGGCAUGCCUUAUCAGCUCCAACACACGUCGGCCGCUGAUGAAAGGGCUGUGUCGUCUGGGAGUAGCCAGCCUACAUUAGAGGAGGAACCACCACAUCCGGAGACGCCCAAGGUUCGCAAACACAGACCUAAGAAUAUUGAAACCGCGCAUACUCGGAGCGUCUCACAGCUCCCUGAACUUGGACCUCCUCUGUCGCCUAUACAAAUAUGA